AUGUGAUGUUUACUUUUUUUCCGAAUGUUGGUCAACUUUUGAUCUCUUUUAAUUGAUUUAAUUUCUUUGAUCUUAAAAUUUGAUUGAAUUACUUUUUUUUGCAAUGGGAUUUCUCUUGAAAUUAGGAUCAUUUGUGGUCAUUGGAUGUAGUACUUAUGGAGCGAUUUACUUUGGACAUCAAGCUCUUGUCCCAGAAUAUAAUGGAAAAGAAAUUCUGACUGGUAAAACUGUUCUAAUCACUGGUGCUACUUCUGGAAUUGGUAAAUCAACGGCCAUGCAAUUAGCUAAUAGAAAUGCUAAAGUAAUUCUUGGUUGUCGAGAUCAAGAUAAAUGUAUUUGGACUAGAAGAGAAAUCGUUGAAAAAACGAAAAAUGAACAAGUUUUCUGUUCUCUUCUUGAUUUAUCUUCUCUCCAAUCAAUCAAUGAGUUUGUCCAACGAAUGAAAUCAAAGGAGAUUAAUUUUGAUAUUCUAAUCAACAAUGCUGGUGUCAUGAGAUGCCCACAAACUUAUACUAAAGAAGGAUUUGAGAUGCAAUUAGGAGUUAAUCAUUUGGGUCACUUUUAUUUAACUCAUCUACUUUUAGAUGAUUUAAUCAAGCAAAAGGCUCGGAUUAUCAAUGUAACUGCUUCAGCUUAUAGAAAGAAAAUUAAUCUUGAUGAUUUAAAUAGUGCCCAAAGUUAUAAUCCAACACACGCUUAUAAUCAGUCUAAAUUGGCCAACAUUUUGUUCACCAAGGAAUUAGCAUCUCAACUUCAGGGUUCGGGGGCCUAUGUUUAUGCCGCUGAUCCCGGAGCCUGUAAUACAGAUUUAACUAGGCACAUGUCGAUUUCCAAAUCAAUAUUCGGCAGGGUAUUAGCUAAACCUUGGUUAAAAUUACUCGGAAGAUCACCUAAUAAAGGAUCUCAAGUAAUCGUCUAUUGCGCUCUAUCCCCUGAAUUAAGUAAUGACCAAGCCAGUGGAAAGUUAUAUCAUGACAACAAACCAGUCGACUUGCUGCCUCACGCUCAAGAUGAUAUUAUGGCCAAAAAGCUUUGGUUGAUUAGCGAUCGAUGGACAGUUAAUCGAGAUAAACCAUCCAAUAUCAAUGUAGUUAACAAUCAAACGGAACAAUCUAAUCAAGUGGAAAAUUUAUCACCAUCAACUAUUGUUCAAGAUCAGAUAACUAACUGAAAUGCCAUGGAACUUUUUUUUGCUACAAUCAAUUAGUUUAAAUUUAGUCAGAAAUAAAUGUGAUGAGUUUUGAAUGAAUUUCAUCACUGAGAAAUCAAAUAACGAGAUGUAAAUUCUGUAACUAGACAAAAUUUGUAAUAAAAAUAAUCUUAAUAAUCUCA
This is a messenger RNA of Panonychus citri (citrus red mite), 1332 nucleotides long. Its product is annotated as retinol dehydrogenase 13-like. NCBI's taxonomy places the organism in Eukaryota, Metazoa, Arthropoda, Arachnida, Trombidiformes, Tetranychidae. The record is from RefSeq and is a predicted model, not a curated record.